UAAUUUUUUUCAAUAUUUUGUUGAACCUUCUUUUGCUUUAAAAAGAACGUCAAUCCUGCGUGGCAUAUUGUCAACGCAUGAUUUGACUGUGUUCUGCAUUUGUGGGUGGUGGUUCCAGACGUGAAUUACUUUUUAAUAAGUGACCGCAUCUUUAGCUACUUCCUUCUUCAUCAGCUCCAACACGUUUCCAAUUGGGUUCAUAUCGAUGCUGUUUCCCGGCCAGUCCAACAGAGAAAUGUUUUCUUCCUCCAAUAAGUUUUUAUGGACCGGGGUGUGUAGCUGGAGCUCUAUCUUGCAUACAAAUGUAACCAUACAUCCAUUCUUGAACAUUAAAAAUAUUGCGAAUCAUCUAAUAAUUAUAAAAAUCUGCAGUGUGUCUAAUAAUAUGGCCAGGGACUGUAUGUACAGUUUGUUCGUUACCUGUUACUGUUACUAAUUCUUUCUUAUCCAGAAAUAAUGUUAAUAACUAUUUAUGAUAAGGCUUUUCAAACCAAGGUUAAGUUAAUACAAAUACAAAAAUUGAUGUUUCUAUUUGAUGUAAUUUCAUGGAAAGCCCUCUAAAGGUUAGAAUCAUUUACUAUACGUACAUUUUUUUAUUUUUUUUUUAAAUUCAACACCAGAUAUCCCAACACGAUUUCCUAUUUAUUAAAUGAUUAGGUGCCCUGAUAAUUGCAAGGUGGUGUAUUUAAUUGCAAAAGUAUAUUUCGUUUGAUCGAUACAAAAGUGCAUAUUUGCUGUAAAUUUAUAACCAUGGUCAUUUCUUACAAGCCAAUCGCAUUUAGUGUUCAGUUUAUAAAGGUGCUAAUCGGUUUAAGGAAAAAUACCUCAAUAGUCAGCUCUGGCAAAUGAGAGUUAUACAACCGUUAAAAUAAUAGAAAACGACUUUGUAUGGACUAAUUUGAAUACAUACAUUUUAUUAAGAAUGGCUGACGAUGGACAAAUGAGUUCAGACGGAAUUGGAGGUUCGGAAAAUAAGAUUGAGGAUGCUCGUCUGGAUAAGAUAACUUCAUUCACAUUAACGACAAUGGGACUUAAUCUAGAAAAGUGGCAGACAAUGAUAGGAAAGGCAAGUUUUAAGUUCGUUGUCUUUGAUUGGCUUAAUAACGCAAAUAGUAGAGUUUUGCUUUUUACAAUAAACCCAGCCGGAUUUUUGGUUCCAAUGAAUUCGCUAAGCGACAUCAGACGGGCAAGUUUUUUACUAAACUCUGGUGCCGAAAUGUUCAGAGAGACAGCUGUAAGCAUUGCCAUUACUGGAUCUUCAGGAACAGUAGCUUCGACCAUGAAUGCAACUAACAACAUCACUUAUCCAUUGCCCGGAAGUAGUUUUUCUGCUUUGGAUGGUGUACCACGCGGUAAAGCGGUAUUUUUUUUAAAAAGGGCGUCACUGGUCGUAACAGUGCAUAACUUCCAUAAUGAUAUUUUAUUUGGUGAUUUACCUAUGCAUAGUAAGGUGGAAACUUUGGCUGUAUUGCUGGAACAAAUUUACAUUCCAUUACUUAGCAAUUCUCUUAAUAAGAAACUAUGGCCUGAGACAGUAUUCCAGGAUCUCAAUGAUCAAACGAAGGGCAUCUUGAACAAAGUACAAGAGAUAAAGGGGAAAACAAACAAUAAAACGAUUCUUUCGCUUCUGCUUCCAUCAUUUUUAAUCUUAGAGUUAAGAGACGGGAUUGAAAAUGGCGAGACAUCUGCAUUUCAUGAGCAAUUUCAAAACACAUUCGAAGAAAUGAUUAUAAAAUGGACAACACAAAUUAAUGAAAUCCUGAGUGUUAAAUCCGAUGGCAUUAAUAAUAACGAUAAUUUACUUCCUUCCAACGAAGUAUCCUUUUGGAAUAACAGAAAAUUACAUUUGCAAGAUAUUUAUGAGCAAAUGAAGUCCCCAGCCAUCAUAGCUGUUGUCCAAACCCUCGAGCGCUUCGGGUCAAUAGUUUAUUCAGAAUCCUUUCAUAAAAUAUUCAAAGAUCUAAUAAUAGCACUCAACGAGGCCCAAGAUAUAACUUUAUGGCUCAGUCCGAUUAUGCGACAGACCACAGCCUUCAGUGCGGUCAAUUUUAUUAAUUCCAUGGAUCUGGUAGAGCCGUUGGUCCACACAAUUCAUUUAAUUUGGACAAAUUCUCGUUACUAUUGUACAUUAAAAAGGAUGACUGUCCUUUUGAAAUCAAUAUGUAAUAUGUUGGUGUACAGGGCUAGUGAGGAUUUGGAGUUUGCAAUUUUGUUGCAGAGCGAAGCUGAGGCUGAUGAAGGGCUUUCAAAAAUAACUUACACCGUCAACAUACUGGAAUAUUUUAAGAUGAAAAUGUGCGCGUAUAAAAACCAAUACUCAUGCAGAGGUUCGGGAAACUUCCAUAACUCAUCGGAUCUGUGGAAGUUUUCAGCCGAUGAAGUUUUCGUUCGAUUGGAUGGAUUUCUCAAUCAACUUUCAGAAUUAAGAAACAUAUUUCAGUUGGCAGCAUGCUUCCAAUGCCUGGAAAAAUUAGAAAUUGGUGGGAUGCAUGGCAAAUACUUCAAAGAGCAACUCUUGAGAGUUCAUUAUGAUUUUAAAGACGUUUUGUCUGAUUGGUCGCAAAAACAAAUUAACCUGAACAAAACAAAUCCCAAGCAUAAGAAAAAUACCAUGAAACAAGAUGCCUUUUUCUACAAAACUGACAUUUUAGAAAAACGUUUGGCAACAAUUUUAAUAAGAGCUUUUUCAAAUUGCUGCAAUAUUGAACAAAUCACAAAGUUGGUUAUAAUGUUUAGGGACUUUCUUCAAAGGAAGGUUAUUAGAAAUGAGCUUUGUAAGAUUUAUUCUGGAAUUUUGAAAAUUUUGAAGGAAGAGUUGGAAAAUUUGACAUUGAAUGCAAAUGAAGUUCAAAUACCACAAAAACUCAAUUUAUCUUCGUUAUCAGCUGUUUUAGUGUGGGUUCGACAAAUUGAAAAACGGACUGAGUUACUGUGCAAUGAUGUUUUUGAAAACGCUAGGUUUCUUUCUACCAAUAAUGAGUAUACACAAAUAAAGGUAGAUCGGGACUCUUUGUUGAACAAAUUGAAAGGUAUUUAUUCGAAAGCAUUACAUGACUGGCUAGAGUCCAUAGAUGAUAAAAUUGAAUGCUCAUUGAAUGAGCCAAUCUUUCGAUGGAUAAUUAAGGAUGACAUCCCAGUUUACACUUUAACACCCGGCCAAACGUCUCGACGACUAUUAGCAAACCUUCCAUCUGAUAUUUUUAUAGCACUCAAAAACGUGAAGUUCUUAAAAAGCAUUGAUGUAAAUGAUAGUUUUCUGACUUCAAAAAGCCUUGGACUUUAUAGUUUGCGUAGUGAUGUGUGGAAAAGAAGCAUUAAAUUAAUGCGAAUUGAAGACUUCUACAACCAGAUAAUUAAUUCUACCAGGUCCUGUGAGUUAAGUCUUAUUUUUGAUGAACUAGUUGACGUUAACGAUCUCAUUGAGCUGUCUUGUGUUUCUGUAAAUUGGAAGUCGUAUGAUUAUGAACUUGUGAAUAACAUUUUUAUAAAAAUGUCGUCACUACACAAAAGAUUUUUUCUUACUCAACAUAAUUUAGAACAAUUAUUAAAAGUUAUAAGCAACUGCUGUACUGAACCUCUUUAUCAACGGUCUUCAUUUGGAAAAAGCACGUUGAGUUCACAACUACAAAAGGAUCGAUUUCAAUCUCGUAAAAAACGUUGUGAUGAAAGUAAAUUAAUUGUGAAUGGCCUCAUUGAAGAAAACUUUAGCCUUUUCAGUAAUUCUUCAAAGGAAUAUCUCAAGAGUGAGCAUUCAAAUUUCCAAACGAAUUUCGAUAAUUAUCUACGAUUUAUAAAUAAUUUGAUUAAAGACCAAAUUUAUAAUUCGAUUGAACUAAGUUUACAAAAUUUGAUAGCAGAAAUGACCUAUGAUGACAUUAAAAUAGAAAAAAAUCCAAUUUUUGAAGUCAAAUUGGAACUAAUUGAUACCAGUGUUGUAUUCAAUCCUCCUCUUGAUACAACUUCCGGCGAAAGUGUAAUACUCACCAUAAAAAGUUUAAUAAACAAUAUUUUUGAUGCAGCCUCUAGUGUCCCUACAGUAUUAGAAGAGAAUGUUGAUUAUACUGAAAAAUUUGAACAAUACGUAUGUGAUAUCAUCAAUAAAACGUCAAUAACCAUCGUAGAAGCCAAACAUUUUGCUGAACAAUUUAACAAAAUGGAAUUUCUGUGGACUAAAUCAAUGACUGAUGUCUUAACCAAUAUCAAAUUAGAAAGCUGUGGCAAUUCUCCUUCUCUAAAUGGCUAUGCAAUUCUUGAAGCUUUUAAAAAAGAGAUUGACCAUUACAAUGACAUAUAUGAGGAUAUCGAACGUUUUGAAAGAUGUUAUGUAAUCAACGGUUGGCUGGCAAUCGACGUCAAUCCGCUUAAACAUGCUCUGCUUAAUCACGCUUGCAAAUGGGCUAAUUCAUUCAAACAAUGGUUGCUUCAAUAUGUGCUGGACACGCUAGAGCAGCUGGAGAAUUUUAUUGCUUCCGGUAUAAAAACAUUAUCACUCCCCAUCAAAUUGAAGGACUUCCGAUUUUUAUUAGAGACAUUGUCAAUAGGAUUCGAGAUCAAGGAGCGGGAAUGCUUGGCUAAUAACAUUUUUAAGCCACUUAAGGAAAUUAUAACUCUGCUCAAGUCAAACAACAUGGAUUUCGAUCCCGGUUUGCUUAAAGACAUUGACCAUUUGCCAAUUAAAUGGAAGACGCUCAAAGACACUGCCGACUCCAAAAUUGAUGCUCUAGCGGAGGUUAGAGAGUACCAAAAGAAUGCUAUUCGAAGUGUUGUGGAAAUUUUUAACAGUCAUGCAAACAACUUUUUUGAGUCAUUCCUGAUGAUAGAGUUUUUUUCCGUUCCAUGUGAUAGAGUGUACUUAAUCUGUGACGCUGUGAACAGACGUUUGGGCGAAUUUAAAAGGUCGUUUAAGCGGAUUUUGCAUUGUGCAAGACUUUUAGAAAUAACAACUUCUGAUGACUCAAAACUUGUUCUAUGUGAGGCUGAAUUAAAAAGGGUCAAACAUCUCUGGGAUUUUGUUUAUGUAAUUGAGUCUUGUAUAAUUGAUUGGAAAUCAACACCGUGGUGCCUUGUCGACACUGAUGAUGUGGAAAACGAAUGUAAGAAAUUUACUAGAGAGCUUAGAAACCUUAACAAAAGUGUUCGAACUUGGAAACCGUACGAAUAUAUCGUGUCCUUGUUAAAGGAUUUGGUUUCAUCUUUACGCGUAAUAACUGAACUUCAAAACCCAGCAAUAAAGGAGAGACAUUGGAUGGAAUUGAUGAUUUGUACCAAACUGACAAAUUUACAUGGAAUACAACAUUUGAUGAAAUUCCAUUGCGACAAAACAACGACAUUACGAGACUUGCUCUCCUUGGAUUUGCAUAGAUUCGACGAGGAAGUCAAAAGUACAGUUGACAAGGCCAUUAAGGAAAUAACAGUUACGAAAGCUCUGGAAGAAAUCAAAACAACUUGGGACCAGAUGAAGUUCAACAGUGAAUUACACAAGCCACGGCAACUAGAGUUGCUUCGAGUCUCGGAGGAGUUAAUAGAAACUUUGGAUGAUAAUCAAAUGCAGCUGCAGAACAUAUCCACAUCAAAAAACAUCGACUUUUUGCUUCCGAAACUUAAUAACUGGCAAGAGAUUCUAUCCAAUGUGGAUUUGGUCCUAACACGUUGGUUCGAUGUGCAAAGAAAAUGGAUUUAUUUAGAAAGUAUUUUCAUUGGCUCUGAAGAUAUUCGAACGCAAUUGCCUGAUGACGCAGAACGCUUCGAGGAAAUUGACUCUGAAUUCAUUCAUCUUUUAAAGAAGGUCGAAUCAGUUAAGCUGGUUGUUCGUGUAGCACAAAAUAAACAAAUUUACACUAUUCUUGGGGAAUUGGAACAAAAGUUGAAUAUUUGCGAGAAAUCGCUUUGUGAUUACUUAGAAACAAAACGAUUGGCAUUUCCUAGAUUCUAUUUCAUAUCAUCAACGGACCUCCUCGAUAUACUUUCGAAUGGAAACUCUCCCAGGGCGGUCUGUCGACAUCUAAUAAAACUAUACGAUUCUAUUUUGUUCCUUAAGUUCUUGAAUGAACAAUCAAAUACUGCAAUUGGUAUGCAUUCUAAAGAAAAUAAUGAGUAUGUUAAUUUCGUUGAAGAUGCAGUUGAAUGCACUGGGCAAGUUGAAUAUUGGCUCAGUCAAAUCACUAAACAAAUGAAGACAACUCUAUAUUUACUGUUCAAGAAGGCACUCAAGGAAAUAACUUGCAGAUCUACUGAGAACUGGCUUCUGGAUUGGCCUGCUCAAGUUGCGCUUUGUUGCAGUCAGAUCGGCUGGACAUCAGCAGUCAAUAAAGCCUUUGCCUGGAUGGAGGAAGGCUAUGAGAGCGCUAUGAAGGAUCUUCAAAAGCAUCAAAUUGCUCAGCUUAAUACUCUCAUUAAUUUACUUUUGCGUGAACUUAAACCAGGUGAUAGACAGAAAAUUAUGACUAUAUGUACUAUCGAUGUGCACAAUCGAGAUGUAGUCUUGAAAAUAAUUCAACAGAAAGUUGAAAAUGCGUUAGCUUUUCAGUGGCAAAGUCAGCUUCGUCACAGAUGGGAUGACAGCGUUGACAACUGUUAUGCGAAUAUAUGCGAUUCUGAAUUUCAGUACGAUUUUGAAUACCUAGGAAAUACUUCACGUUUGGUUAUAACACCGCUCACAGAUAGAUGCUAUAUUACUUUGACACAAUCAUUGCAUCUGGUAAUGGGUGGUGCACCCGCCGGCCCAGCUGGAACUGGAAAAACCGAAACCACAAAGGAUCUGGGUCGAGCAUUGGGAGUGAUGGUAUACGUUUUCAACUGUUCCGAACAAAUGGACUACAAGUCCUGUGGAAAUAUUUAUAAAGGACUGUCACAGACCGGUGCAUGGGGAUGCUUUGACGAAUUUAACCGGAUAUCAGUGGAAGUUUUAUCCGUGGUUGCAGUGCAGGUGAAAAGCAUUCAAGAAGCAAUAAAGAUGAAGAAGACACAAUUUGCUUUCAUGGGCGAGAAUAUCUCUCUGGUUAGUACUGUGGGUAUUUUCAUCACCAUGAAUCCGGGCUAUGCCGGACGUACUGAACUCCCAGAGAACUUAAAGAUGUUGUUCCGUCCAUGUGCAAUGAUUGUACCGGAUUUCGCACUUAUUUGCGAAAUAAUGCUAGUUGCAGAAGGAUUUCAAGAAGCUCGUUUAUUGGCGAGGAAAUUUAUUACUUUAUAUACUCUGUGUCGAGAACUUUUAUCACAGCAAGAUCACUACGAUUGGGGUUUGAGAGCCAUUAAGUCAGUGUUGGUGGUUGCCGGUGGACUCAAACGUGAAGACCACACAAGACCAGAGGAUCAAGUGCUGAUGAGAGCGUUGCGGGACUUCAAUAUACCAAAAAUUGUUACCCAGGAUGUUUCCAUAUUUAUGGGACUAAUAGGGGAUUUGUUUCCAGCAAUUGAAGUACCGCGUAAGCGAUUUUUCGAUUUUGAAAAGGCAGUUCGAAAAGCAGCACAUGAAUUAAAGUUACAGCCACAAGAAAGUUUUCUAAUGAAAGUGGUACAACUGCAAGAACUGUUAAAUGUUAGACAUUCCGUGUUUGUUGUUGGUGACGCUGGAACGGGUAAAACCAAAAUUUGGCAAACACUGUUGCAAACAUAUAUUGUUCAACAAAUGAAGCCACUGUGUAGUGUUCUGAACCCAAAAGCCAUGUCUAGUGAUGAACUUUUUGGUGUUGUUAAUGCUACGACAAGGGAGUGGAAGGACGGUUUAUUUUCGUCAAUAAUGCGAGAACAAACAAACAUCAAGGGAGAUCAAGUUAAUAGCCCUAAAUGGAUAGUUUUAGAUGGUGAUAUUGACCCAAUGUGGAUUGAAAGUUUAAAUACAUUAAUGGACGAUAACAAGGUCUUAACAUUAGCCAGCAAUGAAAGAAUUGUUUUGUCAAAAGAAAUGCGAUUACUGUUUGAGGUUGGGCAUCUUAAAGCCGCGACACCUGCAACUGUAUCAAGGGCAGGAGUACUUUACAUAAACCCACAAGACUUGGGAUGGUUUCCUUAUGUGUCAUCGUGGUUGGAAACUCGCCCGGAUAUAGUUGAACGCGGUCUAUUAACCCGUUUUUUUGAAAAAUACUUUCCCAGUAUGGUAAACCGAAGCCAAGAGUUCCGAAAGACAAUCCCUAUCACCGAAAUGGCAAUGAUCCAAAUGACCUGCCACCUAUUAGGGAGUCUAUUGGAUAGCAAUCAAAGAAUUGAGGCUGAGUUUAUGGAAACCACCUUGGAGAUUAUUUUCGCAUUCGCUGCAAUUUGGGGAUUCGGCUCAGCACUGUGCAAGGAUAACAUUAUAGAUUGGCAUCGGGAAUUCCACAAAUGGUGGACGAGUGAAUUCAAGGACGUUAAAUUCCCAUCGCAUGGCACCAUCUUCGACUACUUCCCCGAUAAUUUAACUCAAAAGUUUCAUCGAUGGGACACACAAAUUGAGGAAAUUAAAGUUCAGCCAGACACUGCCUUGCAGAAUUUGAUGGUGCCAACAGCUGAUACCAUUUGCUUGGAAUAUUUCCUGAAGCUGUUAAUAAAGCGUAGCCUCCCAAUAUUGCUGGUUGGUACCUCUGGAUGUGGCAAGGGUGCUAUUCUUAGGGACAUUUUCAACGAGACAACUUCGGGGAGGCAAACUUCGCACCAGGAACGAAUCUUACAAACAACAUAUUUCAACUUCUACACAACUUCGGAAAUGUUCCAAAGGGUCCUCGACAAACCACUUGAAAAGAAGUCUGGUAGAUGUUAUGGGCCGAAUGCAAACAAGCACUUGAUUUACUACAUAAAUGACCUGAAUAUGCCAGAAGUUGAUGCAUAUGGUACUGUCCAGCCCCACACAAUUAUACGGCAGUUUAUGGACUACCGGCAAUGGUAUGACCGCAGUCGUCUUGCCUUGAAGGACAUUCGGAAUUGCCAAUUUGUUGCCUCCAUGAACCCCACAGCUGGCUCCUUUACCAUAGAUCCCAGGCUUCAACGCCACUUCUGUGUUUUUUCUGUGCAAACACCAAAUGAAGCAGCGCUUAAUAGAAUUUACUCAACCAUCUUCAGUCAUCAUCUCGACAACCCACUUAAUGGAUUCUCCAAAGAAUUAAGAUCGUUCAGCUCACUUUUGGUUAACGUGAGCGUGUGUUUGCAAUGUCGUGUUGAAAAUGCUUUUCUCCCAACCGCAUUAAAGUUUCACUACAUCUUUAAUUUACAUGACAUGACUAACAUCUACCAGGGUCUUGCGAACUGCUUGGGAGCCACCUGCACAAAACCAAUUGAAUUAGUGCGUCUCUAUGUGCAUGAGGCAUUCCGCGUGUAUCAUGACAGAUUUGUGGACCAACAUGACAUAAGGGCGUUUGAUGUCAUUAUCAGAGAUGUCCUCAAAAAGAAUUUUGAAGAUUUUGACGAGGAAUUUGUGUUUGCACAGCCCCUUAUUUAUAGCCAUUUUGGGCAAUCUUUAGUGGACCAGAAAUAUCUACCCAUUUCAACCUGGGAUGCACUCUACCAAUUACUGAACGAAGCUAAGGCGAGUUACAACGAAUCAGUAGGAUAUAUUAACCUAGUUCUGUUUGAGGAUGCUAUGUUGCAUGUUUGCAGAAUCAACCGAAUUUUAGAAAACUCUGGCAAUGCACUCCUGGUUGGCGUUGGAGGUUCGGGCAAACAAACACUUGCCCAACUUGCUUCAUUUAUAUCGGCACUAAGUGUGUUUCAAAUGCAAAUAAAAAGGGGUUAUGGGCUGCAAGACAUGAGAGAAGAUAUCGCAAGUCUUUAUAUUAAAGUUGGCUUGAAAAAUGUCACUUCUGUUUUCUUAAUAUCUGAUGCUCAAAUUCCAAAUGAAGCCUUAUUAACACUUUGUAACGACAUGCUUGCAUCAGGAGAUAUUCCGCAGCUUUUUAGUGAAGACCAGAUUGAAAUAAUAUACAACGGAAUACGCAAUGAAGUGAAACAAAGCGGGCAGACGGAUACGAAGGAUAAUUGCUGGCGUUUUUUCAUUAACAAAGUUCGCCGAAUGCUGAAGAUGGUCCUUAGUUUUUCGCCUGUAGGCCCGACAUUAAGAAUAAGAGUCAGGAAAUUUCGAGCAAUUUUAAGUAGAACCUGCAUCGACUGGUUUCACGAGUGGCCAACUACGGCAUUACAGUCCGUAUCAAAGAAAUUUUUAUCAGAAAUCGAUAUGGCCUUGCCGGCAAACAUAGUUGGACCUAUUGCCCACUUUAUGGCAUACGUUCACGGAACAGUGAAUCAAAUUUCGAAAAUCUACCUCCAGAAUGAAAAACGAUUCAACUAUACCACCCCGAAAACAUUUUUGGAAUACAUCUUCUUAUAUCGUAAGCUUUUGCUUGAAAAAAAUAGUGAGCAUUGUUGUCGUAUUAAAAGACUCGAGAGUGGAAUGUCUAAGCUAGCCAAAUGUGCUCGCCAAGUAGAUUCCUUGAAGGACCAACUAGCAAUUCAAGAAGUUCAACUUAAUUCAAAAAACUUAGCAGCUGAUAAACUGAUUGUUAUCAUUACCGAUGAAAGUAAUAAAGUUCAAAAAGAACAACUAAUCGCAUCAGAAGAGGAAAGACGUGUGCGAAUAAUUGAGGAAGACGUUUCAAUUAAAACACAAAUGUUCGAAGAAGAUUUGCGUAAAGCUGAGCCCGCCCUAGUUGCAGCACAGGCUGCGCUUAACACUCUUAAUAAAAAUAAUAUAACUGAAUUGAAGUCAUUUGGUUCCCCUCCCAAAGCUGUGGUAAACGUCUGCGCAGCAGUUAUGGUGCUUUUAGCAGUAAAUGGAAGAGUGCCACGCGAUCGUAGCUGGAAAUCAGCCAAGUUGAUGAUGGUUCGAGUUGACCAAUUCUUGAAUGAUUUGGUUAAUUAUGAUAGAGAUAAUAUACACCCAAAUAUUAUUGAAACCUUACAAGACUAUUUGAAGGACCCUGAGUUUAAUCCAGAAAAGAUUGUUCAAAAAUCAGUUGCAGCUGCAGGACUUUGUGCUUGGGUUAUUAAUUUGCACCGAUACCAUCAAAUUUUUCUAAUUGUUGGCCCUAAGCAGAAAGCUCUUCACAACUCACAAAGUGAACUCAAAUCCGCUAGAGAACGUCUUAAGUAUUUGAAAACAAAAAUUUCAAAUCUAGAACAAAAACUACACGAUAUUCAAUCGGAAUUUGAAGAGGCUGUAGUACAAAAGCAAAAAUGCCAAAAUGAGGCAGAUAGAACUGCAUUUACAAUUGAUUUAGCGCAUAGACUUGUGAAUGGUCUUUCUAGUGAAAAUAUUCGAUGGAAGGAAUCGGUGUUGAGCCUUAAGGAAAAAAUUGAAGCUCUUCCGGGGGAUAUUCUCUUAAUAUCAUCAUUUCUUUCGUAUGUUGGAAGUUUUACACGCAGAUAUAGACUCGAAUUACGAGAGCAAAUGUGGAUGCCUUAUUUCAAAAAUAUUGUGCCGAACAUUCCACAUUCUGUGAAUACCGAUUUCUUUACAUCUUUACACGAUGAAGCUCGAACUGCUGUGUGGAACAAUCAAGGCUUGCCUAUGGAUCAAAUGUCAACUGAAAAUGCAACAAUAUUAACAUACUCUAGUAGAUGGCCAUUGAUGAUUGAUCCACAACUGCAAGGUGUAAAGUGGAUUAAAAACAAGUUUGGUAGUGAUCUGGUCAUAAUACGUUUGAUUCAAAACGGGUAUUUGGAAAUUUUAGAGAAGUCAAUGUGCGCUGGAAAUAUUGUCCUCAUCGAGCAAAUUGAGGAAACAAUUGAUACGGUCCUUGAACCGCUACUAAAUCGAACUUUCAUAAAAAAAGGACGAUACAUUAAAAUCGGAGACAAGGAAGUAGAGUUCAACUCAAAUUUUCGAUUAAUUUUGCAAACGAAAUUAGCUAACCCGCAUUACAAACCUGAACUUCAAGCCCAGAUGACACUAAUUAAUUUCACUGUAACUCAAGAUGGACUUGAAGAACAACUGCUAGCUGAAGUUGUAAAAAUAGAACGUCCGGAUUUAGAGAAAAUGAAAAUUCAGGUUACUAUCCAGCAAAAUAAGUUUAAAAUUUCUCUUAAGGAUCUAGAAGAUCAACUCUUAGCAAGAUUGGCAUCCUCAGGUGAAAAUGUUCUUGAAGACCAUACCCUAGUGCUUAAUCUUGAGAAUACGAAGAAAACUGUUGAAGAAAUUGAAACAAAAGUGACAGAGGCAAAUAUUACUACAAUACAGGUUGAUAAGACUCGAAACAUUUACCGAUCUGCAGCUCAAAGGGCGUCGAUAUUAUUUUUUGUCCUAAGUGAUCUUGACAAAAUUAACCCAAUGUACAAGUUCUCUCUUAAGACAUUUAUGGUUGUUUUUCGCCGGGCAAUAGCUCAAGCAGAAGUCAAGCAAAAAAGCUUAGAGAAUCGAGUGGUUUCACUAGUGGACUCUAUAACAUAUCAAUGUUUUGUGUACACAAUAAGAGGACUCUUCGAACGCGAUAAACUCAUUUUCACUUUCCAUAUGAUACUACGCAUAAUGCUUUAUUCAAAAUCGAUUACCAAGGACGAGAUUGAUUUUUUGUUAAGAUAUCCUCACGAUCUUAAUGCCAUUUCACCAGUUGAAUUUUUGAGUCGCGCAUCAUGGGGUGGCAUACGACAUCUUGCAGCAAUGGACAAUUUCUAUGGUAUAGACAAAGACGUUGAAAACUAUCCAAAGCGUUGGAGAAAAUUCCUCGAAAAUUGUGUUCCUGAACGAGAAAAUUUUCCCGGUGAAUGGAAACACAGAAGCCCAUCACAAAAGCUUUGCAUCAUUCGUGCUCUUAGACCUGAUCGAAUCACACACGCAAUAAGGUUCUUUGUCGAAAAAGUCAUGGGUGAAAAGUAUUCAGUUUUAAAAGUCGUUCCAUUUUCUGAAAUAUUUCAAGAAGUAUACCCAAAUACCCCAGUUCUAUUUAUUCUUUCGCCGGGCGUCGAUCCUAUGGAUAGCGUUGAGAAACUCGGUAUGCAAUUAAAGUUUUCAGUAGAACUUGGAAAUCUCUAUAAUAUAUCUCUUGGGCAAGGACAAGAAAUUUCUGCUGAAAAAGCUCUUAAAAUGGCUUUGAAGCUUGGGCAAUGGGUUAUCCUGCAAAAUAUCCACUUGGUAGUUGGUUGGCUUUCCAAACUUGACAAAAUAAUAGAAAAUAUUGAUGAAAACGUUCAUCCAGAUUUCAGACUAUUUAUAAGCGCUGAACCUGCAGUAGACCUGCAAUACCAUAUUAUACCACAAGGAAUACUAGAGUCAUCUGUGAAGAUAGUAAAUGAACCCCCAACAGGCAUGGCGUCAAAUAUACACAAAGCUUGGGACAAUUUCAAUCAAGAAUUUUUGGAAAAAUGUACACAAGAGGCCGAGUUCAAAUCUAUUCUCUUUGCGCUAUGUUAUUUUCAUUCAGUGGUAGGUGAAAGAAGAAAAUUCGGACCGUUAGGAUGGAACAAAGUGUAUCCUUUUAACAUUGGUGACCUUAAUAUAAGUGCCUAUGUUUUGUAUAACUAUUUGGAAGGAAGUAACAGAAUUCCUUGGGAAGAUCUUAGAUAUCUUUUGGGAGAAAUAAUGUAUGGUGGACACAUAACAGACGAUUGGGACCGAAGACUUUGUCAGACAUACCUCGAGGAACUUUUGCGACAGGACCUCAUCGAUGGAGAGUUUGAACUUUGUCCUGGUUUUCCAUCUCCCCCAAAUAUGGAUUUUAUCGGUUAUCACGAUUAUAUUAACGAAAUGUUACCUAAUGAAUCACCAAUUCUGUAUGGCCUGCACCCUAAUGCUGAAAUAAGCUUUCUAACUACUGCUUCCGAAAACCUCCUGAAUUCAAUUUUUGAAUUACAACCCCGUGAAUCUGAUCUUAAUUCAAACUACGAAGCACCCAGAGAGGAACUGGUUAAAAUAGCAAUAGAUGAGUUUUUGGACAAGUUGCAAGAUGAGUUUAAUUUGAAAAGCCUUCUCAAUCGAAUCGAAAAGAAAACUCCGUUUGUUGUUGUUGCCCUGCAAGAGUGCGAACGAACUAAUGCACUUAUAAAGGAGAUUAAGAGGUCUCUUCGUGAACUUCUUCUCGGCCUUAAAGGAGAACUUACAAUUACUGCAGACAUGGAAAAGUUGCAUAACGCCAUUUUCUAUAAUUACUUACCACAAAGUUGGACAAAAUUGGCCUACCCAAGCAUGAUGAGUCUACAGGGAUGGUUUGGUGACCUGAUUCAUCGUAUCAGGGAAUUAGCAAUCUGGCUAAACGACUUUAAGCUUCCAUGUGUCAUUUGGCUGGGUGGUCUUUUUAAUCCGCAAAGCUUUUUAACAGCUAUUAUGCAAGAAUCAGCUAGGAAGCAUGAUUUACCGCUUGACCGAAUGUGCCUAAGCUGCGAUGUCACCAAAAAGGAAAAGGAAGAUAUAAGCCUCCCUCCAGUGGAAGGGGCAUUUGUACAUUCGCUGUACUUAGAUGGGGCCAGUUGGGAUUGUAAUCUAAAAACUCUUGUAAAUCUGCGUUCAAAGGAAAUUAUUUGCACAAUGCCCGUCAUAUACAUAAAGUCAACAAUUCAAGAGAAGCAAGAAGCUCUCAGAGGAAUCUAUGAAUGUCCACUUUAUAAAACCAGAUCACGAGGAUCUACUUAUGUGUGGACAUUUAACUUAAGUACUAAAGACCAACCCUCGAAAUGGAUCUUAGGUGGUGUGGCUUUGAUUUUACAAUGUUAAGAAAUAAAAGUUCCGUACGAUUGUAUACAUAUACAUAUGUAUGUACAAUAUCUAUACCUAUACGUAGUAUCAAAACAAAACAGAACUAUGAAUCGACCACACGUCUUGCAGAUGAAACACUUGCCGACAUCACUUCUCCCACUUGAAGACGUACUUACCUUCGUCUAUGGUCUAUAACAUGGAAUAACCUAUGCAGCAUCGCUAAAGUAAACGAACUUUUACCUGCCCGCGUAUAUGCAUGCACAGGUACAUAUAGUAUGUAGUUCAUCAUAAAAACAUUUCACGCAGCCCUGACAAUCACUUUACAGGAAGCUACUACAAUAAAAUUACAAAUGGACAGCAAUUAAUUUAAAGAAACCUGAGAAAUCAACACUGAAUACAGCUACUGAAAAUAAAAAUGAUGAGUUAUUUUGCCUUGGGAUGCUGAGAGCUUCUCUGACAGGACAUUGCUCAUACAAUCAAAGUGUCAAUACGUUACGGUGAGACACGAUGGCGAUCCAAGAGGGCAUUAAUCUUGUCUUAAACAUUGCAGGAGCGGUAUGAUAAAGUCAUCAAAGAUACCUAUACCAUACGUUAUCCAUACUUCACUGACAGUCACUUUAUUAGCACCUUUUGGGCACUUAAUAGCUGUCAUUCAUUAAAAAAACAAUAAAUAAUAUAAUUCCAUGGUGAUGGACUCAAGACGGGCUGGACAUUUUACGACUGAUGUAAAACUGAAAGCAGUGUCCGUUUGUACACAAAACGUCAAAACCAAUGAAAAUUAAUACAAAUGAAUCUUGUACCUUGCGUUUCUUGGUAGUGACAAUACUAGUGACUAUACCGUCGCGACGCGACGCGACACGACAAGACGACGACGUGGUGGCUACGCGGUGGCGGUACGUCUAAUAAAAUUCGAAAAGUUUUUAUCUCAUAAGCCACACAACACUAUACUAAUAUGUUAGCUCUUAAUACAAUGAAUCAGUAGCAAUUCAGUCAUGACAAGAAUUUUCAAGACAAAUUUUAAAGCAAUGUCAUCACUUGAUUGAGUCAUAAAGAAAUAGAAUUAUGCUUCUCAAACAAUUUGAAUUUCAAAUACGUGCGAAUAAUAUAUUCAUAUUCAUAUAGAUAAUAUUAAAAAUUAGGUUUGUUCAGAAACAUGCAAAAAGCGAGUUUUUCCCAUUUUUUCACACUUUGAUGUUUAUUUUGAACCCUGAUGUUCCAUGAUAAAUCGUAAUCAAUAUUUAUUACAAGAUUGUCAGCUCAGCAGUUAAAACGUGGAUAACCUGCAACUAAGCGUCACUGUAUACAAUUCUAUGAUCAGGGACAUUUGUCAACUUACCUGAAGCACCAUCAAAUACAGAAACCUUAAUUAUGAUUGAAUUUUAAAAAGGAAUACAUUUUUCUUCUGAGUUCCGGAAGUCAAGUACACAAGGUUAUUCCUUUGUCGGUUUCAAAAGUAAACGUAAAUAAAGCACAUAUAAAUACUUUUUCUUUUUUAAAAAUAAAGUUUGAAUAUCAUAUGUU
Molecule: messenger RNA, 16111 nt
Organism: Eupeodes corollae
Lineage: Eukaryota; Metazoa; Arthropoda; Insecta; Diptera; Syrphidae
Product: dynein beta chain, ciliary
Exons: 33
Coding region: 923-14608 (4561 amino acids)
Biological process (GO): microtubule-based movement
Cellular component (GO): dynein complex
Molecular function (GO): ATP binding; minus-end-directed microtubule motor activity; dynein intermediate chain binding
Source: RefSeq, a predicted model, not a curated record